CGGGGCCGAGCCUCGCGGGCCGGAAGUUGGGUUCGUGCGUCACUUCCUCCCGGAAGCGGGUCUGAACGGAUGUCUACUGCGCGUCCGUGUGCGGGGCUGAAGGCCGCGGUGGCGGCCGGCAUGGGGCUGAGCGACGGGCCAGCGGGCUCUGGCCGCGGCUGUCGCCUUCUACGCCCUCCCGCGCCCGCUCCGGCGCUGCCAGGGGCCCGGCUGCUGCGGCUUCCGGAGAAUGAGGCCGCAAGCCCGGGGCGCUCCGGUUGGACGGAGGCGCUGCGGGCCGCCGUGGCCGAGCUGCGCGCCGGCGCCGUGGUGGCGGUCCCAACUGACACGCUGUAUGGUCUGGCCUGUUCGGCGAGCUGCUCGGCGGCCCUGAGCUGCGUGUAUCGCCUCAAAGGCCGCAGUGAGGCUAAGCCGCUGGCCGUGUGCCUGGGCCGCGUGGCCGACGUCUACAGGUACUGUAAGGUGAAAGUGCCUACAGAGCUACUGGAAGACCUGUUCCCAGGACCCGUGACCCUGGUGAUGGAACGCUCAGAGGAGCUCAACAAAGACCUGAACCCCUUUACUCCUCUCAUUGGCGUCCGGAUUCCUGAUCAUGCCUUCAUGUUGGACUUGGCCCAAAUGUUUGGGGGACCACUUGCACUCACCAGUGCCAACUUCAGCUCCCAGGCCAGUUCUCUGAGUGUUGAGGAGUUCCAAGACCUCUGGCCUCAUUUGUCCCUUGUCAUAGAUGGGGGGCCAAUUGGGGAUAGUCAGAGCCCUGAGUGUCGCCUCGGCUCUACUGUGGUUGACUUAUCUGUGCCUGGAAAGUUUGGCAUUAUUCGCCCAGGCUGUGCCCUGGAAAACACUACAGCCAUCCUCCAGCAGAAAUAUGGGCUGCUACCUUCUCAGGGGUCCUGUUCAUGAAACUUGGGAGGACCUGAGGACCAUGCUGGAUACUGUGUGUCUGACACUGGUGGGCAGAGCCUCAUUGGCUGAGGUUCCUGGAGCUACAUCUGUAGCCUAGCUUUUUAGGCAGCAUCCUUGGCUCUGAGUCCUGUAAGCCAGCCAGGAGCUGCAGGGUGAGCCAUGCCCCCACCAGGGGAAGGUUACAUUUACUCUAUAGAUUCAUUUGUCAACCGGGAACUGAAUGGGAGGAUCUUAGAGUGGCCUUAUUAUUUUAAGUGCCCCUCUCACCCCCACCCCUUUUAAGUUAAGUAACUUGAGUACAGAAUUAGAAUACAUUUAAAGCUGCUUUCUGGGGAACAGUGCCCCUCUCACCCCCACCCCUUUUAAGUUAAGUAACUUGAGUACAGAAUUAGAAUACAUUUAAAGCUGCUUUCUGGGGAACAGUGACAUUUGAUGUCAAACCAGCUGGAGGCACUAAUGCAGUCUAGAAAUCUUAGGACCAAUGCAGCAAAGUCAAGGAGCCCAGGCCAAAGCUUUCUGGGUACAGGGGAGUGGUCAUUUGGGGGAAAUUAUUCUAGGAGUCCCAAGUGAAAUAUUGAAAAAUAAAAUCUUGACUUUUUUCA
Molecule: messenger RNA, 1508 nt
Organism: Apodemus sylvaticus (European woodmouse)
Lineage: Eukaryota; Metazoa; Chordata; Mammalia; Rodentia; Muridae
Gene: Yrdc
Product: yrdC N6-threonylcarbamoyltransferase domain containing
Exons: 5
Coding region: 70-903 (277 amino acids)
Biological process (GO): regulation of translational fidelity
Cellular component (GO): cytoplasm
Molecular function (GO): tRNA binding; nucleotidyltransferase activity; double-stranded RNA binding
Source: RefSeq, a predicted model, not a curated record